AUGCCUAGUUGGUGUCUCAUUGAAAGUGACCCGGCCGUGUUUACGGAGCUAAUCGACCGCUUCGGUACACGCGGCGUUGCGGUGGAAGAAAUGCUGGGGCUCGAGCCCGAGUUUCUGCGCCAGUACACGAACGUGUACGGCCUUAUUCUUCUUUUCAAGUGGAAUCCAGGGAAGUUUCCAGCGUCGGACGGGGUGGUGGUGCCCGACGCCCCCGUGUACUUCGCCCGGCAAACCGUCAAUAACGCCUGCGCCACGCUCGCGCUUGUUAACACACUCCUUAACUACAGUGACCGCAUUCACCUCGGGGAUACUCUUGUCAAUCUCCUGGAGUUUACGCGGGACAUGAACGCCUAUUUGCGCGGGACGCAAGUCACGGAGAGCGAAGUGCUGCGCGCGGCUCACAACUCGUUUGCCCCAACUGAAAUCUUUAUGCUGGAUGGUCAGAUACCCGACGCCAGUGAUGUCUACCACUUUGUCUCGUUUGUAUAUAAAAAUGGGUCCAUUUGGGAGCUGGACGGUUUGCAGGAGGGGCCCAUCCUCGCCGCAGAUGCCACGGAUGCAAACUACAAGGAGAAACUGGUGGAGGUGGUGCAAAAAAGUGUGAUUAACAAGAGUGCCGCAGACACGACGGGCACGGGCCAAGGCAUCUCCUUUUCUCUCAUGGCUGUGGUCGACGACAGGCUGCUACAGUUGGAGAAGGAAAUUGAGGCUGCAAAGGCACGUGAGGAGCCAACUGUGUAUCUCGAGGAACAACUGGGGCAGCUGCGGCUGCAGCGUGAAAAGGGCCGCGUGGAGAAUCAGCGCCGCCGUCACAAUUACGUUCCCAUGAUUGUGGAGCUGCUGAAAGCACUGGCGGAGAAGGGUAAGCUAGAGGGAAUUGUGGAGGAGGUGUUGGCGAAGAAGGCGACAGCGACAUCCUACGAUCGUUCAUAG
Trypanosoma rangeli is the source of this 933-nucleotide messenger RNA. Its product is annotated as ubiquitin carboxyl-terminal hydrolase. Gene Ontology annotation, molecular function: cysteine-type deubiquitinase activity. Gene Ontology annotation, cellular component: cytoplasm. The record is from RefSeq and is a predicted model, not a curated record. NCBI's taxonomy places the organism in Eukaryota, Euglenozoa, Kinetoplastea, Trypanosomatida, Trypanosomatidae. Bases 1 to 933 code for a protein of 310 amino acids. Gene Ontology annotation, biological process: protein deubiquitination; ubiquitin-dependent protein catabolic process. The transcript has a single exon.